Messenger RNA from Lolium perenne, 813 nucleotides. NCBI's taxonomy places the organism in Eukaryota, Viridiplantae, Streptophyta, Magnoliopsida, Poales, Poaceae. The record is from RefSeq and is a predicted model, not a curated record.
AUGGCAAUGGCAACGGGCCGGGCGCUGCAUGCCAUCGCUUGUCUCCUUGCGUGCAACUGCAGUGUGGUGGUACUGGCCGCGCUAUCUCCCUGUGGCUGCCUGCCACCGCCGCAGGAGGCCAAGCCGGGACCAGAAGCAGCCAGGACGAACGGCCUCUCGUCCGGCCGUCCUGCGGCGGCGCAGUUGGUGCUAUGGCUACCUCUCGUCAGCUGGAACCGUACCUCCCCUCACCGAGAGGAACGAGCUCGACCCCUGCGCGCUGCCUCCCCGGCCUGCCUCCCCGGCGCCGCCUCCACGACGCCGGCCCGCUCGCCCGAGCGCCGCCUCGCCGGCCUACGCGCCGCCUCGCCGGCCUCCCCCAACUCCGGCCUGCGCGCCGCCUCGCCGGCCUCCCCAACUCCUGUCUGCGCGCCGCCUCCCCAACUCCGGCUCGCGCGCCGCCUCCCCAACUCCGGCCUGCGCGCCGCCUCGCCCGCCUGCACCGCCUCCACGACGCCGGCCUGCGCGCCGCCUCCACCAGGGCACGACGCCUCCACACCGGGCCUCGCCGCGCCGCCAGGAAGACCAGGACACGUCACCGCGAAGCCCCGCCUCGACCGGGGCACGCCGCCGGGAAGAAGCAGGUCGACACGCCGGCAGGACGCGCCGCAUCCACCAGGGCACGCCGCCUCCACGUCCCGCCUCGCCGCGCCGCUAGGAAGGCCUGCGUCGACGCGCCGGCUCAACGCGCCACCAGGCGCAGCUACGGCCAACCUCCCCAAUACGGUUGUGUUGAUGAAAAGGACCCGAUUGCUUUUUAAUUUUUUUGCUUAA